Chenopodium quinoa (quinoa) is the source of this 2097-nucleotide messenger RNA. Its product is annotated as putative E3 ubiquitin-protein ligase XBAT35. The transcript is spliced from 9 exons. NCBI's taxonomy places the organism in Eukaryota, Viridiplantae, Streptophyta, Magnoliopsida, Caryophyllales, Amaranthaceae. The record is from RefSeq and is a predicted model, not a curated record. Gene Ontology annotation, molecular function: protein binding. The coding region runs from base 448 to 1860 and encodes 470 amino acids.
UUAUUAUUGCCUAUUUGCCUUUAUUUCGAUCUAUUUGGUGGCCUAUACCAAUUACUUCACCAAUAAUAUUUUUUUUUUUUGCACUACAAGCCUAUUUUUUAUGAGAGCUUUACGAGACAUGGUAAAAUAUAAUAAAAAAAUAAAAUAAUAGUAGUGACAAGUAGUAUACACAGCUCAUAAGAAAAUUCCUUAAUAUUGGAGCUCCCAAAAUAAAAAAAAUAAAGAAAUCAACCUUGGAAAAUAAAAAAAUCCCAGAAUUUCCAAAAUUUCAACCAAAUCAAACCAAACGACCCCGCGCAGAUAAUUGUCUGAGUCCACACUUAUCCCCAUUUCCCAGUGUUCCUCAAAUCCUUCAUCGUUAAGAUUGAGGGCACUUGGAAAAAGCUUAAUUCUUGAAUAUAUUUUUCUGGGUAUUUCAUCAAAGUUAUUAAUCAAAAAUAUUGAAAAAUGGGUCAAAAAAUUUCAAAAGAUGAACUGGUUUAUCAGCAAGUGAUUGAAGGCAAUAUUGAUACCAUUAAAGCUCUUUGCACUGAAGGAGCUCGACUCGAGUGGAUUGAUAAAGAAGGGAAAACUCCAUUAAUUGUGGCUUGUAUGGAUCCCAGACUUUAUAUUGUGGCCAAGACUUUGAUUGAACUUGGUGCAAAUGUUAAUGCUUAUCGCCCUGGGGUUCAUGCGGGUACGCCUUUGCAUCAUGCUGCAAAGAGAGGCCUGGACCACACUGUUAAGUUGCUUCUCUUGCAUGGAGCAAACCCUUUUGCGAGAAAUGAUGAUUGUCAAACACCAUUAGAUGUAGCACGAACAAAGGGUUACUGCAAUGUUGUCCGUGCAAUUGAGGCACAUAUAUGCUACUUCUCUGGUGAUAUGCGUGAGAUUCUGGUGGUGCCAGGCAUCCUAGGUUCUUUGGUGCCGCAUCGAUUAGCAAGAAAAAGCUCAAAGAAGAGUUGGGUGGUGGUUGUUCCUUGCAGUCUCCCCAAUACAAGGGGGCCUCUAAAAUUGGAGUUCGCUGUGUAUUCUAGUGCACAGGAUCCCCAGCCUCGUACUGUAAUUCCUCUUUGGAAGUCCAACAUUGUGGAACCAAAGUUUCAUGAGUCAGAUCCCUCCUUGACAAUCGUCAAUGAGUCAACUGGGUCCCUUUAUAAAUUUUUAUCUGCCAUUGAGGGAGACAAGCAGCAACUUGGUCAGUUACACAGUGCUUGCAAAGGUUUACUUAAGGUUAUGCCUUCCCCUCAGCUGUUCAGCGCUGGAAACUCUGCACAACCCGAAGUUAACACAAGAAAUCAGCCAGAACUUUCAGCAGGCUCGAACUCUCAAUCAAGUUCUGCUACAAAUGGUUGGAGUGACCUUGAUAGUAAUGUUACUCAUAGUGAGUGCGGCCAAUCUAGUGUCCCACCUCCCACUAAGGCAAGCUGCAAUGGAUGGGCCAAUGAACCUGCAGCACAAGAAUUAAAUGGAUGGGCCGAUGAACCCACAGCACAAGAAUUAAAUGGAUGGGCUGAUGCUAAUUCAGGUCCAUCCAUGCCCCCAGUCAAUCCUACAACUGUCGCCUCAGCACCUAUCCCUUCAACUCCAUCAGCUCCUCCCUUACCCAUGGACGGUGGAGUUAAUGUUGAUGGGCCUAUCCACUAUCCAGCAAUCGAUAUGGACCCUGUUGACUUGUCUGCUACCAGUAGCGAAGCAAAUGGUAAAACAGAAGAGCCUUGUUGCGUGAUAUGUUGGGAAGCCCCAGUUGAGGGGGCUUGCAUUCCUUGUGGUCAUAUGGCUGGUUGUAUGUCUUGCUUGUCAGAAAUCAAAUCCAAGAAAGGGCUUUGUCCGGUUUGCCGAACCAAGAUUGACCAGGUUAUCAGGCUAUAUGCUGUUUGAAAGGGGCUUGACCUUAAUAUUUUAUUUUUUUUUUGGCCAGAUUGUGCAAUUUGUAUUUUAUACUUGUGCAAUGAGGUGCAUAAAGUUAUGCUAGUCUGUCUAUUGUAUAGUCAGAAAUCAGAAUGUUUACAAACAGAGAGUGUUAUAGAUGUGCUGUAGAUAUCUACAAAGUCAUAUACUUUGGAAAAUUUAAAAUUUGUUAAUUAGUACCUUUUAUGUAAUCAAUUUUGCCACUUA